Rubroshorea leprosula is the source of this 1312-nucleotide messenger RNA. The record is from the annotation of a GenBank genome assembly. NCBI's taxonomy places the organism in Eukaryota, Viridiplantae, Streptophyta, Magnoliopsida, Malvales, Dipterocarpaceae.
AAUUCCUGGUUUUGCUUUCACUUGACAAUUCAAUUUCGGUUUCUCUUUGAAGCUCUGAGAUCUUUCUAAUUUCUGUCUGAGUUUUGAUCCAUUGGUAAUGGCGAGAACCAGCAAUAGGAACAAUAAGAACAUACAAGCCAAGCUGGUGGGUAAUUCUAGGGGACAUGGGAGCUGGGAAAACAAGUUUAGUUUUGCGAUUUGUCAAAGGCCAAUUCUUUGAUUACCAGGAAUCAACAAUUGGAGCAGCCUUCUUCACACAGGUUUUGACAUUGAAUGAAGCCACCAUAAAGUUUGAUAUAUGGGACACUGCAGGACAGGAACGAUACCACAGCUUGGCUCCUAUGUACUACCGUGGAGCAGCUGCAGCUGUUGUUGUUUAUGACAUCACAAGCAUGGAUUCAUUUCAGCGAGCCAAAAAAUGGGUUCAAGAAGUGCAGAGACAAGGAAAUGCAAAUUUGAUAAUGUUCUUGGUGGCUAACAAGGUUGACUUGGAAGAGAAGCGAAAAGUGGGAUCUGAGGAAGGUGAACAAUAUGCCAAAGAAAAUGGCUUGACUUUUCUUGAAACAUCUGCAAAAACUGCACACAAUGUCAAUGAACUUUUUUACGAAAUAGCAAAGAGAGUGGAAAAAACUCGCCCUUCGCGUCCAACUGGAAUGAAAUUGCACAACAGGCCACAAGAAAGCAGAAGAAGAAUAUUUUGUUGCACCUGAUAUGAUACACGAGUUCUGCCAAUUUACAUGUAUGUAAUUUUAUUGAUGUUUCCAUGUCUUGUGAUCUAUCAAUCUCCUUCUGAACAAAUUUGGUAAAGAUUUGUACCUUGCAGAACAUCUUCAGAAAAAAAAAAAAAAAUUCAUUUCUGUGUUUGAAAGCUUCUUACUAAUUGCAGGUUCAAAAAGUUGAAGAGUAAGUAAGCUGCUGUUGUGACCAAAUCCAGUUCCAUGAAUAUCUUAUCUGCUGUAUCUAGAAUGUAACUUGUCAAUGCAAAAGCUCUAUAAUCACUUUCAAAAGGUUUACAUGUUAGUUAUGUGCAAGACGUUAUUAUAGAACUGAGAAAUGAACAAAAAGUACAGGGCAAGUGAUUUCAUUUUCUUUAAGGAAAAAUACUACAUAACACUUAUCAUUGGAUGGGAUGGGUCCUCUUCAUCCAAUGACUCCUGUUUUGCAAUCUGGUCACCAAAUUGUGAAACAAGGGACUCGUUUUUAGAAAAAUAUUUACAUCUGGUUACACAAUGCUUGCUUACCCUUUUUUUAUGCUUACAAUGCUUACCUUUUACAUCUUAAUUGUAGCCUAUAAUAAACACAAUGAGUUUCC